GGCAAAGCAUGUGGGUCCAGGAGCACACGAGGUUUCAGUCUCGAGCUUCUUACAAGUGUAUUUCACGAGCUUGACAUAAAUGCGACUGUGAAUUGUGACUGUAUUUAUUUCUCGUUGAUGUUCGUUCUUUAAUUUAUUUAAUUAUGCAAGUCUAGUCGAAAUAGAAUCGCCAACACGUACUGUCCCAGGUAGCAGGAUGACGUCUAAAGACGUCUUAAUGACGUUUUAUUGACGUUAGAGACGCUAUUAUCUGGUACCUGGUAUAAGGUCGCACUAUGAUCUUAUAUUUCAUAGAUUAUAUUAGAUUGAUUAUAUUAGAUUGGUGUUUACAUGAAUAAAUAAUCGCAUAUACAUCAGAGUGACUAUGGGCUUUUCGAUACAAAAAACCACUGAGCCAAACUCAGAUCAUGCAAUUGCAGGCGCUGCCAGUGGAUUUAUAACGAGAUUUCUAUGUCAACCUUUGGACGUCAUAAAGAUUAGAUUUCAAUUGCAAGUUGAACCAAUUUCGAAGGAUCACGUUAGCAAAUAUAGAUCUAUGCCGCAAGCUUUCCUGCUAAUUUUAAGAGAAGAAGGACCUACCGCAUUAUGGAAGGGUCACGUACCUGCACAAUUUCUCUCGACUGUCUACGGGAUGGUUCAGUUUUAUUCCUAUAACAUAUUCACGAAAAUGUUGCAACGAGUUCCACAAAUUGAAGAAUGGCAUCACACGACGCAUUUCAUCGCCGGUGCUGGUGCUGGCAGCGUGGCGACGACCGUUUCGUUUCCCUUCGACACUGUGAGAACUAGAUUAGUAGCCCAAUCGAGUAAUCAUCGAGUGUACAAAGGAGUGUUACAUUCUUGCAGUUCGAUUCUUCGGCAGGAAUCACCGAGGGCCUUCUUUUCCGGUCUACUACCGACUUUGCUGCAAAUUGCUCCACACACCGGUCUGCAAUUUGCGUUCUACGGAUUCUUCACAGAUUUCUAUAAGAAAUACACCACCGGCACCGAUAUCAAUAUCUAUAAUUCCAUGUUAUCUGGUAGCACCGCUGGAUUGAUCGCUAAAACAAUCGUGUAUCCGUUCGAUCUCGCUAGAAAGAGAUUGCAGAUACAGGGUUUCCAGCACGGUCGUAAAGGAUUCGGCAAGUUCUUCCAAUGCAACGGAUUAGUAGACUGCUUGAGGGUGACGGUAAAAGAGGAGGGUGUGCGAGGUCUAUUCAAAGGCUUGGUGCCGAGUCAAGUGAAAGCCGCCACGACUUCGGCUCUACAUUUUACUACAUACGAACAAGUUUUAUUGCUAUUAAAGAUAUUACGAUAAUAGAGGCUCAAAUGGAGGGAGUAUA
Temnothorax curvispinosus is the source of this 1319-nucleotide messenger RNA. RefSeq names its product mitochondrial thiamine pyrophosphate carrier (gene Tpc1). The record is from RefSeq and is a predicted model, not a curated record. Gene Ontology annotation, molecular function: thiamine transmembrane transporter activity. The transcript is spliced from 4 exons. Gene Ontology annotation, cellular component: mitochondrial inner membrane. Bases 365 to 1294 code for a protein of 309 amino acids. Lineage: Eukaryota; Metazoa; Arthropoda; Insecta; Hymenoptera; Formicidae. Gene Ontology annotation, biological process: thiamine pyrophosphate transmembrane transport.